UAAUAACAAUACCCAUUUUGGGUAUUUAACCAAAUAAUGGUAUUUUACUUACCUCUAACAUUACAUUUUCCAGAUCACGAUGAAAUCCAGUCAGCUGGCAGCUCGUCUCGUCAUCCCAGUCCAGCAGCACAGAUAGUCUAGAUGACCAGGAAGAGGUCACGUCAAUCCAGAGCCACAUCGAAAUAGGUGAAGACAGUUCCACAACAGCUCGCUCAGGUCGCACAACUUGAAGCUCCACUGUGCCAGGAUGGGGGAAAGCCAGCUGCUGCUGUUGCUGCGGCUCCUGCUGCUUCCUACAGUCCUCUUCGGCUGGAUGGACUGUGCCGGGGCCUCCACGGCGGACAUCUACAAGGGCGCCCGGCUGGGCCACCGCAUCGUCCAGACGCGCUACGGACGGCUGCACGGACUCAUCCUGCCGCUGGACAGCUUCCGCUUCCUGCGAUCCGUGGAGGUCUUCCUGGGCGUGCCAUAUGCAACGCCACCCACCAAACAAAAUCGGUUUAGUCCCACGAGAGCACCAGCGCCUUGGGACGGCAUUCGGAUAUCGGAUAAAUACAGUCCCGUGUGUCCGCAGCGAUUGCCCAACAUCCAAAAUGAAACGGCGGCUCUGGAGAAGAUGCCCAAGGGUCGCCUGGAGUACUUGAAGAGAUUGCUGCCCUUCCUGGAAAACCAGUCAGAGGACUGCCUGUACCUAAAUGUCUUCUCGCCGGUCAAUGCCGGGGCCAAUGAGAAGAAGUUGCCGGUGAUUGUGUUCAUACACGGCGAGUCCUUCGAGUGGAGCAGCGGAAAUCCUUACGACGGCAGUGUCCUGGCGAGCUAUGGAGAAGUUGUGGUGGUGACCCUCAACUACCGGCUGGGAAUAUUGGGUUUCCUCAACGCCAAUCCCAAUCCACAUGCCCAUGCGAGGGUGGCCAACUACGGGCUGAUGGACCAGAUGGCCGCCCUGCACUGGAUCCAGCAGAAUAUCCAAAAGUUUGGCGGAGAUCCCAAUUCGGUGACGUUGGCGGGUCACGGAACGGGUGCAGCCUGUAUUAAUUACCUGAUGACCUCGCCUACGAUGGUCCGCGGGCUCUUCCAUCGGGCUAUUCUCAUGUCCGGCUCGGCGUACUCGUCCUGGGCUCUUGUCGAGGAUCCAGUACUGUUCGCCAUCAAGCUGGCCAAGGAGGUGAAUUGCACCAUUCCCGACGACAUCAAUCGGCACCACGAGCAGAUUGUGGACUGUCUGAGGGAUGUGCCUCUGGAGGACCUCUACAUGGCCGACAUUCAGGCUCCCAACUUUCUCACAUCUUUCGGGCCUUCGGUUGAUGGCGUUGUCAUACGACCCGGACAUUCCAAUCUCGAUAUCGAUGAUUUAAUGGCGCGCAAAAUUAUCCGCACCUACGUCCGCAACGCCUACAAUUAUCACCUCAACGAGAUUUUCUAUACGAUCGUCAACGAGUACACGGAUUGGGAUCGCACCUCGCAGCAUCCGAUCAAUACCCGCGAUACGGCUGUGGCCGCCCUAUCCGAUGCCCAGUUUGUGGCACCGAUUGUGCGGGCUGGUGAUAUCCUGGCGGCCAAUUCCCCGCCGCCGGUCAGCUCCUCCUCCCCCGCUGGGGCAGCGGGUGCGAAUGCGGCCGCCUCGACUUCGGCGGGGUCCACUCAGCCCUCCGGUCGGUGCUACUUUUAUGUGUUCGAUUACCAGACAAAGGACGGCGACUAUCCCCAGAGGAUGGGCACUGUGCACGGCGAGGACUUGCCCUACAUUUUCGGUGCCCCGCUGGUCGAUGGCUUUAGUCACUUUCCGCAGAACUACACCAAAUCGGAGACGGCUCUCUCCGAGGCGGUGAUGAUUUUCUGGACCAACUUUGCACGCACCGGCAAUCCCAAUGAACAUCAUCGCCAGGACUCGUCGCUGCCGGUUUCAAAGGAGCGCAACCGCUUUCGCAGCAUCACCUGGGAAAAUUAUGAUCCGCUGCACCAGAAGUAUUUGGAAAUAGGAAUGAAGCCGCGCAUUAAGAAUCACUUUCGAGCCCAUCAACUCUCGAUUUGGCUGCGCCUGAUACCGGAGCUCCAUCGAGCCGGGAUGGAGGAUGUGAUAGCCCGGCACAAUCUGUUCCGCAAUCACGACGAUAUGGACCUGUACGAGGGACCCGUUAAACCGGAUCCGUUUGGCAUAUCGACAGCCGCCGGAGCAACUGGCUCCUCAUCCUCGUCGUCGUCCUCAUCCCGCCUCCUGCUCGUCGAUGAGCAAUUGAUGAUGAAGAAGGGACGCGGCCUCAACGCCUCGGCCUAUUUAAACGGCAUAUUGGGCGUGACCACCGUGGAGCCGAACAACAUGUACACGACCUGUAUACCCAUUGGGGGAAACUACUCGAGCGGCGGUGGUGUCUUCGCACCCACCACUCUGGCCAACGCCUCCUCGGACACUUUGGCCUCCGGCUUCGAGGCAGCUGGCUAUGCGGCCUAUUCGACGGCCCUGAGUGUUACGAUUGCCAUUGGCUGCAGCCUGCUCAUACUCAACGUGUUGAUUUUCGCCGGAGUCUACUACCAGCGCGACAAGACGCGGCUGGAGGUGAAGACACUGCAGAAGCAGUACCAGCAGCGCAGUCUGCACCAGCAGGUCCCCUACCCACCGGAGCCCAUCAAGCACGCCCACUACCACAUGGGUCACUCGCAGAGCUCGGCCAAUGUCAUCGUGGACGUGGAGAGCCAUCAGGACCAGGCCGGCCAGGCGGCCAUGUUGCUCCAAGCCGCAGCGGCAGCCGCCGCAGCAGCGGCCAACGAGGUGAAGCCGCCGCCACCGCACAUCUGCUCAAACACAGGAAUGCAACAGCAGCAGCAAGUGGGUGGAGGCAGCGGAGGGGCCCUGAAUAACGGUGGCAUCGAGGGGUCUAAGGUGACCACUGACAACCUGGGCAAUGUCACCUACAGCACCAGCUCCAAGCAGCAGCAGCAACACCAGCAACACCAGCAGCAGCAGCACCAGCAGCAGCGUGAGCACAUGCAAAUCAAGGGAAUGACUGGCACGCAAACUUUCGGACGAAGUGGCUCCGGAUCGGGCGGCGGGGCUGGCGGCGGAGGCGGUUCCGCUUCCGGAGGCGCCUCCGUGGUGGUGUCCGGCAGCAGCGUGAGCUACAAUCCCGGCAUGAUGACGCUGCCCAAGUCGGGCGGCCUCCACCACGCGGCCACUUUGAAUUAUGCGCGCAACACGGCCGCCUUGAACAUGUCGGGCGGCGGCACCGCCCUAGUGGAUAGUCGCGGCAAUGUCCUGCUCACCAGCACCGCAGUGGGUCCUGGAAUGGGCGGUGCUGGUGCUGGAGCUGGAGGAGGAUCCUCUGGUGGCGGUGGUGGUGGGGGCGGAGAUUGCAUGACCCUGCCACGCAAUCUUAGUUUGGCGGCCGCAGGACGACACAAUCCCACGACAGAGCUGCAGCAAUAUCAGCAGCAACAGCAGUCGAACAAACAUCAGUCGAAUGGAGCUGUCCUCACUGGGAUGCAGUCGCAUCACAUACGCGGACCACGCCCACCGCUCCGCACCGCCUCCUCGACGACAACGAACAGCAGCAGCAAUAACUCGGCGAUGGGCGUGGCCGUGGGCGGAGGCGUGGGCGGGGGCGUGGGCGUUGGCAACAUGCUCCUGGACCAAACGCCAUCCGGCGGCAGCAGCAGCAGCGGCGUGAGCAGCGCCCCCAGCUCCUCGAAGGGUCACCACACCCACUCGCACUCCCACGCCGCCCACCUGGUGCACUCGCACGGCGACGGCCUCGUCCUGACCUCCGCCUCGCCCGUCGGCGGCCAGCAGCAGCAGCACCCGCAGCAGCAUCAGCACCCGCAUCCGCACCCGCAACAGCAGCAGCAGGUGCCGCAGGCGGCGAUGGACGAGAUGCGCGAGUUCUAUGCACCGAAGCAGUCGGAUGACGACCAACUCAAUGGGACACCACUGGAUGCAGACGCAGCUGGGCAGGCAGCGGGAGUGGGGAGGGCCGGAGGAGGGAGAGUGGCAGUGGGAGUGGGCGUGCGAGUGGGCGUGGGAGUGGGUGCGCCGCCCACCUCCACCAGUGACCACAAGCAGCGGCAGCUGAAGAAGCUGCGCUUCAAGCGGGAAAUCCACGCCCUGGCGCUGGAGGGUGGCGAUGUGGCCAGGGGCUACUGCUCCUGCGACGAGCAGUGGACGAACUCCUCCUCGCCGACGUCCACCACCACCUCGGCCACCAUGUCGCCGACUCUGCCAGCUGCCGGAAGUGCAGGCGGCGCUGGACGCCAUGCCACCGGAAACGGGCAUGGAAACGGGCCUGGAAACGGGCUGGGAAACUCCAGCGGUGGCAGCAGCGGUAUUGUGAAAAUGGCGCCGACUGGAAAGCGAAGCGAGCGGCUCAAGCAGCAGCAUCAUGUGCGCUUUUCCGACGAGAAGAACUUCUCCGACUGAGAGGGAAAACCAACUACUAGACUGCACCUAAUCUCUGUUUAGUCAUAGGCUAACGUUUUUCCCUCCUCCAAAAAGGAGGGGGAAUCGCAAACAAAUCAUCUAAAAAUCCAAAAAAUUAUAUGAAAUCCAUAGAUAAAAGUUAUCAGCUAAGGAAAACUGUAAAUAUAGUUUGAAGGUGUGUUAGUUAAAUAUCUGUGUUUAGUUGCUCGAUAGAUCUGUUGUGAACCGUAUAUGCAUAUAUAUAAACAACAUACAUAUAUGAAUGUAAUCAAGUAGCCAAGUAAGUGUAGCACAAAUGCAUUUUUUCCACUCAUCAGCAAAUUGAAAGCAAAUAUUGAUGGAAAUUGUUGAUAACGGCAUUCUGUUGACGGCAUUGUAAAUAUUCUAGAAAAAAUUAACACAAAUGUGGUAUUAUUUACUUAAAGUAAAAACACGAAAAUGAAAUAAAACUACACUAAUCAUACAAGAAACACAAACAUGGCUCAAAAUCGAUUAGAUUAACAAAGAACGUAAUGAGAUGCAUAAUUAAAACAAAUAACUAGUUAAAUAUUUAAAUAAACUCUGAUGAUGAGGAAUAAACCAUGGACGCUUUUUUUACUGUGUACAAAACCAACCAAUUCACCAGAGGAUAACAUUUUUUUUAUGAACGGUUUUAACACUCAAUCGAAUUAUUCUAGAACGGGAAGUUUGUUGCAGAAACGCAACAAGUCAACUCGAUGUUAAUGCUUGUAA
Drosophila teissieri is the source of this 5140-nucleotide messenger RNA. Its product is annotated as neuroligin 4-like. Gene Ontology annotation, molecular function: neurexin family protein binding; signaling receptor activity. Gene Ontology annotation, biological process: neuron cell-cell adhesion; postsynaptic membrane assembly; modulation of chemical synaptic transmission. The record is from RefSeq and is a predicted model, not a curated record. NCBI's taxonomy places the organism in Eukaryota, Metazoa, Arthropoda, Insecta, Diptera, Drosophilidae. Gene Ontology annotation, cellular component: postsynaptic membrane; cell surface; synapse.